AUUACCCACAAUGCAUCGCGGGGCGCUGUGGGCGCGUUGAUGCUGCAGGUUGGAGGUCGGUGCAGACUGUGCUGCAGCGGCGUGAGAGGAGCUGGAAUCUAGAAGUUUAUUUAGAACUUAAUCGCUUCCGGUCACCAUCCCGACUGGAGGCGGGAAUCCAACAUGGCGCCUUUCAGCUUUCUGACAGCCGCCGCUGUCUUCGUGGGGAGGUCACUGAGCUCUGUGUGCGCGAGGACGCCUGUCAGAUGCACCAGCAUCUUCGACCCAGUGAAGUACCUGACGUCCCAGACCAGCGGCCCCCCAAAGAGACCCCUAAAUGGAUACAUGAGAUACGUUCUGCAGCAGAAGCCAAUCGUGACUCGUCAGAACCCAGAGACCAAGCUGGUGGACAUCAUCAGGAAGAUUGCCCAGCAGUGGAGGACGCUAAGCCCAGAGGAGAAGAAGCCUUUCCAGGAGGCCUCUGUCCAGGCCAUGAAGCAAUUCAAGGUGGACUUCCAGAAGUACCAGGCCCAGCUGACCCCGGCCCAGCUCCAGCAGCAAGCUAUGGAAAGGAGGCAGAGGAUGGCCAAGAGGAAGGCCAUUCGGAAGAAGAGGGAACUGACGGUCCUUGGGAAACCCAAACGGCCCAGAUCUCCAUUCAACAUCUUCAUGUCUGAGCACUUCCAGGAGGCCAGAGGAACCAGCACCCAGGCCAAAAUGAAGUCUCUGCUGGAGGACUGGAGGAACUUGUUCAGUCACCAGAAACAGGUCUACAUCCAGCUGGCUGAAGAUGACAAGAUCCGUUACAAGAACGAGAUCAAGUCCUGGGAAGAUCACAUGGCAGACAUUGGACGAGAAGAUCUGAUCCGGGAGCAGACCCGGCCCAGGAAGAAAAAAGUUCCUGCAGUGAAGGACACCAAGAAGACCCAAGUGGUAAAGAAGACCUCUCCAUCACGGAGGUCUAAAGCUGCUACUAAGACCAAGUCUGCAAAAACUGUGAAAAAGGGACCUUCUAAGAAGUGAUCAGAGGUGGGUCCAUCCAGGAGGAGCAGAACUCUGGACCCAGUGGCUGGUUCUGCUCCCCUGGACGCCACUCUCUUCUUCUUUUUGUACAGCGCUGUUUCUAAAAUAAACCGUCUUUAGGUCUGUUUUCCAGAA
Cyprinodon tularosa is the source of this 1137-nucleotide messenger RNA. RefSeq names its product transcription factor A, mitochondrial (gene tfam). Lineage: Eukaryota; Metazoa; Chordata; Actinopteri; Cyprinodontiformes; Cyprinodontidae. The record is from RefSeq and is a predicted model, not a curated record. Gene Ontology annotation, molecular function: transcription cis-regulatory region binding. The transcript is spliced from 7 exons. The coding region runs from base 163 to 1002 and encodes 279 amino acids.